GUGGGGUGAUGGUGCUGCUUAAAUAGACUGCAUCAAUGACCGUUUCUUUCAGUCCACAUUCAGCUGUCCCGAGGAAUUUUCAUCGGGAAGGAGCUAGAGAAGUUCGAAGGGAUUACAAACCUUGAAGGGAUUACAUCAUGAAGAGGAUUUUCGUUGCGUUGGUGGCUGCUGCCUUUGUGCUGUCGGCCAUUGCUGUCGAAUUACCGAGCACCUUCAAAGUUUGCGAUAGAUCCUUACCGGAGAAGGAGUACUAUGAUUGCAUCAGUAAGAGUGCGAGGGAUGCCAUUGUUUCUUUGGCUGGAGGUAUGAAGGCUUUCAAAAUCCUUCCAUUAGAACCUUUGGCUGUGGACAGCGUGAAAAUUGGUGAAUCUCAGGGAUCGGUUACUUUGAGACAGGAAUACAAGAAUAUUAAACUACAUGGUCUUACCAAGAACCUCGAAAUCAAAAACUAUCACAUCGACUGGGAUAAGUGUCUGCUGUCGUCGGACUCUUUGAAUCCUCAAGUUGAUUUUGUUGCUGAUUAUAAAGUCGAUGGGAGGAUUUUGUUGCUGCCUGUUAGGGGAGCUGGCAAAUCUAAUAUCACAAUGUAUAAUUUACGGACACACAAUGACAUACACUGCGAGAAGUACCAGAAGAAUGGGGAGACUUAUUUGAGGGUGAAGAAGUUUGAUGUCAAGUUUUCGCCUUCUCGAGUCACGUUACGGUUUGAAAACCUUUUUGAUGGAGACACUUUGUUGGGUGAGCAAAUGAAUAAUUUCAUCAACCAGAACUCUGAUCUGCUGUUCAAAGAACUCCAAGCACCAUACGAGGAGACCUUCGGUUUGGUCUUCGCGAAGAUCAGCAACGAAAUUUACAGUCGUAUCCCGUUCAACAAAAUCUUCCCACCGCCGUAAAAGAUUUAUUAGCUCCAUUCAGGAAGCGAUGAAGUCAUGCUUUGUAAAAUAAAUCCGAAUUAAUUCGAAUUAUUUCGACGUGCCAAAAAUGUAGAUUUAUGUAUAUGUGUAAGGAACAGCUGUUAUCGUCAAUGAUUGAUCGCGUUGACUUUUUUAAUGCGAGGAAUUAGAAUAAAAAGAUUGUUGUAUAUGUA
Molecule: messenger RNA, 1087 nt
Organism: Megachile rotundata (alfalfa leafcutting bee)
Lineage: Eukaryota; Metazoa; Arthropoda; Insecta; Hymenoptera; Megachilidae
Gene: JHBP-1
Product: take-out-like carrier protein
Biological process (GO): multicellular organismal reproductive process
Source: RefSeq, a predicted model, not a curated record